Musca domestica (house fly) is the source of this 1794-nucleotide messenger RNA. RefSeq lists its product as uncharacterized. Bases 1 to 1794 code for a protein of 597 amino acids. The transcript has a single exon. The record is from RefSeq and is a predicted model, not a curated record. Lineage: Eukaryota; Metazoa; Arthropoda; Insecta; Diptera; Muscidae.
AUGGCAUUGGAGUUAUUUUUAAAUUUCACUCUAACAUCGUGGCAUUUGCGAGAAUUGAAUUACAUAAUAUCCGGAGCACAUUACAACCACGAUAUUCAAACGUUGGUGUUUUUUGGAAGCACCUUUGAGGUUGAACGUUACAUUCGAGCUGCCGAAAUAUGGACCACACCGAAAAUAGUGAUUACCGAGCACACGGGCGAGAUACAUUUGAAAAAUGAUGCUGGAGUUAAUAAUAACAUAUUCUUUGUGGCCAUUGGAAACCUUCGCCGGCGCUCAUUUUGGAAUCACAUGAACAAUGCCCUGUCGGAGAUGCAAAGUCGAGUACGAGGAGUAUUCAUUACCAAUCCACCGAACGGCAAACGAGCUCAGCUGAAUAUUGGAGAACAUUUCGAAUGGUGUUGGCAGCGGGGACUGAUAAACACCCUCAUUCUGGUCGAUAAUGAGCUGCCUAGGGAGGAACGCUUUGAGAUUUUCAAUUAUAAUCCAUUUUUAAAAAAUUCAAUUCUGGACAAGAGCAACGCCACAAGCUUUAAUUUAUUUCCGGAUAAAUUUCGCAAUCUGCAUGGCUAUCAGAUUAAAGCAACGGCGCAAUAUGACCCACCGAGGGUGUUCGAAAGGAGAGAAUGCAAGGGGAAGAAACGCCAACCGCUUUCGGGAUAUGUGGCCAAUAUUUUCCGGGCCUUCCUCAAGGAGUACAAUGCCAGUUUAUAUUUACCAUAUUAUUAUCCGAAUAAAACAUUGGACAUUGUGGAAAUUUUGCAGCAAAUUAAUCAGGGUGAUGUGGAACUGUCUAUUAACCCCUAUGUGCCACACAAGGGCGUCCAACUGAGCUACCCAAUUCGCAUGCUGCGAAGAUGUAUUGUCGUUCCAGCAGCAAAGGAAUUGGAAAAAUACAAGUAUUUUAUCAUGCCCUUCGAUGUGGAUGUUUGGUUGUGUUUCCUGGGAUCCUGGGUCUGGUUGAGUCUGGCUCGACUCUUGAACUGGACCAGUACCCAUAGACGCUGCAAAUGCAAUCGUCUUGAUGUGGGUCGAACUUUUUUAGAAGUAUUUCGUCUUCUGGCAUUUCUUCCCGUUCCUGGAAAUUGCUGCAGUCGGAGUGUUCGAUGGUAUCACCUUUUGUGGUUCAUGCUAAUAGUACCCUUGGCGUUCAUUCUCUCGAAUCUGUAUCUGGCUUCGUUGACCAGUUUCUUUUCGGGUUUAACAUUCCGCCCGCAGAUUAGGACGCUGGAUGAAUUGGUGAAGAGAAAUUUGGCAGUUGAGACCAUUGACUACGACAUACCAAGUAUACUGGACAAUCGAGGCCUUCCCAAGGGGUUUGUGGACCUACUAAAGCCUCGUUCACCAUCCGAAUUGAUAGCAGAUAUAUUGGACCUAAGGUCAACGUUGACUUUCUCAGCUCUAAUUGAUCGCAUUCAGUUUGUCUUGAAUCAAGAGAAACAUCUUCUCAAACCGACCAAACACAUUGUCGAGGAGUGCAUCAACACUGUGCCCUUUGGAUUUGUAAUGCCGCCACAUUCCCAAUUCGAAUUACCAUUGAAUCGCUUCCUGCUGCGUUGUGCCGCUGCCGGCCUAAUUGAGAAAUGGGCACGCGAUUCAAUCGAAGAUGCAUAUUGUUCCGGCAUGCUAACGCUAAAGAAAACUGAAUUUCAAGUGGCCCGACCAUUGCUAUUGGAGCAUUUUCAAUUUGGCUGGUAUGUUUUGGGUGGAGGUUACACCCUGUCGUUGUUGGCAUUUGUGUUGGAAAAUCUGAAACGUAUCCUUAGAAGAUUCCGUAUAUUUAUUAUAUAUUAUUGA